Closterium sp. Yama58-4 is the source of this 1227-nucleotide messenger RNA. The record is from the annotation of a GenBank genome assembly. Lineage: Eukaryota; Viridiplantae; Streptophyta; Zygnematophyceae; Desmidiales; Closteriaceae.
AUGGACGAUUUUCUCGCGCUCGUGCAGCGCCGCAGCCAAGGCAUGCUCGCCGCGCACCCCGUAGGCGCCACGGGGGGCGGCGCGCGCAAGUUCAGAGGGCAGUUUGAAGGGAUAGCGGGCGUGCAGCUGGAACGAGCAGAUGAGCUGCAAUGUCUGGUGCGCGGAAUCGACUUCCUUGUGCGCGUGGCGCCUGGCGACUGCUACGGAUUUGCCCACGUGGACGCGCUGCCACAGCAAGGGGGAGACGAGCAGCAGCAGGGGCAUGGUCGGGGGGAGUCGGCAUCUGACUGGGACGAGGUGGCACAGGCGUUCCGCGCUGGCAGUGACGGUGACGGGCGUGCAUGCACGGGCAGCGAGGGGGAAGAGGUGGGAGAGGCGGGAGAAGGGGGAGAGGGGGAAGAGGGGGAAGAGGGGGAAGAGGGGGAAGAGGGGGAAGGUGGCUUGCAGUCUGGGCCGGCAGGGGAGGAGGAGAGAGCGGGGGCGGCGGGGGAAGGUGCAUGUGUGGAGGGGGAAGGUGUUGUGGAUGGGGUGGAGGCGGAUGUGGAGGAUGGGGAGGGGGGCGAUAGUGAUGAGGAGAGCACUGAUGGCGAUGGCGGUGCAGUGAGGGGGAGUGGGAGGCUGGAGAAGGAGGCGGGGGAAGAGGAAGAGGAGGAUGAAGGCGAGGAGGAUGAAGACGAGGAGGAGGAGGAGAGGGGAGAGAGGAGGGAAGGGGUGGAUGCGGGCAGCAGGGCAGAGGAGAGCCCCCCGGAACAGCUCACGCGUGCGCCACGUGCUCUUCACGGGCAGCUUCAUGCACAACAACAAGGUGCCGGUGGGGAUGGUGCUGCUGGGAAUGAUGCUGCUGGGAAUGAUGCUGAUGGGAGUGGUGCUGCUGGGUCGGAUGAUGCUGGUGGAAAGGGCGCUGGUGAGAAAGGUGAUGGUGCAAAUGUUGCUGGUGGCAUAUCUACAAGUCCCCCUCCUCCUCCUGGUAGUAACACUCUUCUUGCUCAUACCUUACGUGCUCCCCUUUUUGCCCUGCCCUUGCAGCUGGCCAUGCGAUCGCUAGCGGUGGCCAUGCAGUUCUGGUCCAACGGAGCCAUGAAGGCCAUGUUUUUGAGACAUAAUGGGCAUGCAGGGGCAUUAGGGGCGCUACUCGCUUGUGCGGAUCGGCACGGAGUGGCCAUCAGCCCAAGUUCCAAACGACUCAGCCUUGGAAACUCUGUAAAUCUGCCAGGUUCUGUUUUGUAA